This is a messenger RNA of Sphenostylis stenocarpa, 1866 nucleotides long. Lineage: Eukaryota; Viridiplantae; Streptophyta; Magnoliopsida; Fabales; Fabaceae. The record is from the annotation of a GenBank genome assembly.
AUGAUGAGUGUUCAGGUUAGUAACAAGGAAGAAUCUUCUGUAAUGAAGAAUGAUGGUUUCAGUGAUUUGCAGUUGGUUCAUCACUUCAGAGGCGUACUUGUUGCAGUCGCAACGGGUGAUAGAGAGAAUUACGAUGAGCUCGUUGGAUAUUUGCACCCGAAGAAGAAUAUUGGUCCUGAUGAGGUUGCGAUACUUGUGACUACUUUGAAAGCGCUUUCUGGAUCAGUGUCCUAUAUUGAUUCUGUUCAUCAUGAAUCCCUUCUUUUUGCUGUUUCAAGAAUGAGUCUCUGGAAUUAUGGAACUGAGGUUAUGGAUGCACUGGUGGAACUCAUUGUAUCUUUGGCUGCUUCUAAUGGGAAAUACGUUGAUUGGUGUUUGGAGAUGCUUGUCAAACAUUUUGUGCCGCCUUUUUACCUCGUUAAUUCUCUGAAACACGAGAGUAGAAUUGACAGGAAAAAUGAAGUUCUAUCUCGGGUGCAUGCUGCUUUGAAAGAGAUAGCUGAGUUGGUGCCUCUUGCACCCUUGCGAUUAUCUCCAAUUGUUAUCCAGAAAAUGCCCAGUGCCUUCAGUGACGAACAUGAGAUUGUCAUUUAUGUUGAGAAUAUGCUAAAGCUGGAGAGUGGUGCAAUUGGAGAAUCUGUUGGUUCUACAAUGCUGCCAGCUGUUGUGGAUAGGUUGUUAGAGUUGGAUGUAGAAAUUGGAUGGGAUGGAAUCUUGCAAGAAGAUGCCAGAGGCAUAUUUGAUAUGGAGUUAGAGGAUAUUAUUAAAUUUGCAGACGAGGAUGAGAAUUGUGAUAGUACGCCUCAGUCAGAGUUUUUAAAUAAGAAACAAGAUAACCUGGUUGUUGAAAAAUUAGACAGUCUAAUUGUGCUGGCUUUUUUGCACCUUGAAUCCUGUCAAAGUAGUGGCCGUUUGGUUAAGGUAUUCAAUAUUCUACUACCUUCAUUUCGGAAAACUGUAUUGAAUGCAUAUAAGUCAAAAUUUACCCAGUUUGUGAUGUUCUAUGCGUGUGCACUGGACCCUGAAGGAUGUGGUGUGAAAUUUGGCAUGACUCUUACAGAGAUAUUUGGUUCUGAUGUUAAUCCACCUAUUACAAGGAUGAGUGCUGUUGCUUAUCUUGCUAGUUAUCUGGCUCGUGCAAAGUUUCUUCCGGCUGCAUUGGUCACUACCAUAAUACAAAGCCUGGUUGAUCAUUGUUAUGCUUAUUGCAAGAUAUGUGAUUCUAAUAUGAACCCACGAGCACAUCAAGUUUUUUAUUCUGGGUGCCAGGCUAUCAUGUAUAUUCUGUGUUUUCGCAUGAGAUCUCUGAUGGACAUACCUAGGCUUAAAUUGCAGCUACUUAAUAUGCCCAUGGAGGCAAUCUGGAAACAUAAAUUGAGUCCCUUGAAGGUGUGUUUGCCUACUGUAGUAGUGGAAUUUCUUAGACAGGCAAAGGCUGCUCAACUUUUCAUGGCAUCGGAGUCAUUUGUUUUUAAUGACGUUCUCGAGUCUGAUCUUUCCAAGGCUUUUGGCGGUAUGGAUAGACUUGACAUGUUCUUUCCGUUUGAUCCAUGUUUGUUGAAGAAGAGUGAAAGCUACAUAAGACCACAUUUUGUUCGCUGGUCAAAAGUCAGAACUACAUAUGAUGAUGAGGAGGAGGAGGACAUUGACGAAGUCAGUGACAGUGGCAGUGAAGUAUCAGAUGAUGAUUUUGUUGACAGGAAUACAAAAGAUAUGAUUGAUGAGGAUAUGAUUGUGACCGUUGAAGAUCUUGAUUUUAACGCUGACUUGAACAAAAUGUCUAUCACUCCCAAAAAUUCUUUGAAACAUGGUCUUAUGCGAAUGCCAGCAAGAAUCAGACCAUCCACUAGUCCAGAGUCUCUAUGA